Messenger RNA from Naegleria gruberi, 5481 nucleotides. RefSeq lists its product as uncharacterized. The coding region runs from base 1 to 5481 and encodes 1826 amino acids. The transcript has a single exon. Gene Ontology annotation, biological process: cGMP biosynthetic process; receptor guanylyl cyclase signaling pathway; intracellular signal transduction. Lineage: Eukaryota; Heterolobosea; Eutetramitea; Acrasida; Naegleriidae. Gene Ontology annotation, molecular function: guanylate cyclase activity; peptide receptor activity. The record is from RefSeq and is a predicted model, not a curated record.
AUGGAGGAAUCCAACUCAAAUCAUUCCAAUCCAAACGAAACAACACGAAACAUUUCUUCCAAUAAUUUAUUCGAUUCCUACAGCGCUGCCUUCUCCUUCAAUGCUCAGCAACAACAUCCAUCUAAUCUCUUACAACCAACACCAUCUCAUGUUGGCUCUGAAAGUUUGCACAGUGCCAACACUCAUACAACCACAACCGAAACUAAUUCAAUCACUUAUCAGGCAAAGAUAUUACUCACCAAUAGUAUUAUCACUUUACAAGAUUGUGAGGCAAAGAAGGGAUGGAAAAAUUAUUCAAUCUUUUUAUUUGUGAAUGUUUAUUGGAUGUGGUGUUUAAUUUUCAUGACAACUCUUUCAGAUUUUAAAUGGGGACAUGUUGGAAGUUAUAUUUUAAUUGAUGCUUUCAAUUUUCCAACGACUUUGAUUGCAAGAAUGAUUCCUUAUUUGGGUGUUGUUGGAAUUGGUUCUGUUUUCAUUGCAAUUAUAUUGAUUAUGGCUGUUUUUUAUGUAAUUUCAAUUCGAUUAGCCAACAAACAGAACAAGUAUUAUAAGAAAUUGAAAUGGUUUACUUUUUAUUGUGCUUUGAUUGUAAAACCAUUCUCCUUGUUGUUUGUUUAUGUGUUGCUUGGUUUUCUCAAUUGUAGUUCAACAAUGAUGAUGAAUGAUGCUGAUGAAUCUUCUGAUAUGAUUGCUUCAUUGAUGAGAUAUCCGAAUCAAGCAUGUAUUAAUGACACCACCAAUUUGAUCAUGUUAAUUCUUUCAAUUAUUUCAAUUUUAGUUUUGGUCACUUUUGUCUUUCCAUUAUCAGAAUUUAUAACAUGCAAUUCAAAUCCAGAAUCUCAAAUUCCAAUGUUGAUUGAAAAUCCAUUCAUUUUUAGUUUGAUUGGUUGUCUGAGUAUUUUACAAUUGGUAUUGUCUCAAUUAUUACCAACCAAUUAUAUUUUCAUAUCAGCAAUUUUUCAUUUACUAGUUUCACUAAUUUGUUGUGUUUUGGUAUUCUAUAGCAUGCCAUGUUUGAGAAGAUUUGAAAAUUCAUUGUAUUUUGGUGUAAUGUCAGCAAGAGUUGGUGCGAGUAUUGGUUCACUCGUUUCUUCAUUGGUCAAUUCAUCAUCGAUAACAUCUUCAUCUUCAGAUUCUGAGAGGGCCAAUUUUGAAAUGAUGGGAAUUGCAUUUUCAUUAAUGACACUUGCUCUUAUUAUCAUUUUCUUUACUGUUGGCACAUUGACAAUGGAACUGUAUCAACGUUUACAAUUGAAGAGAGCAAGAAAUAUGAUAUUGAAUGGAAUUGAAGGUCAUGAAAAUUAUGGAACCAUUUCAUCACUUAUUUUAAUUGAAAAGAAUGCAAUGAAUUUAUAUUACAUGUUUGAAGAUUUCAACAAGUUAUCAUUAUUGAAAUUAUUCAUCAAAUCAUGUUUAUCCAAUUCUACACUAAACAAAUCAUCCAAUAAUACUAACAAUAAUAGCACUACUGAAAAUAAUCAAAUAUUGAAAGAUUGUGAAUUGGCCAUGUCUUUCAUAAGAGGUGCAGCUCAUCAAAAAUCAUUCAAUAAUGUUGAUCUAUUAAUCUAUUCUGCACUCUUGAUUCAAACACAAUGGUUAGAUUCAAAUAAUUGUGUCUUUUCAAUGAGUUUAUUGAAAAGAGCCUCAUCACAACAUCCAAACAUUUUCCAACAAUUUAAAAUCAGAGAGAAAAUGAAACAAAUUGAAUCAUUCAAUUUAAAAUCCAAAUCAACAAGCAAUUCAUUUGAAUUAACCUCUCAAUUAGAUAUUCUAGAAAAGAAUCAAAAUAACUUGUUGGUUCUUCACAGAAACUUUUGGAAAGAAAUGGCCUCUGAAAGAAUUAAUUAUUCAUCUGUUGAAAAGAUUAAUCGUUCCAUUUAUGCUUUGACCACUCAAUGUAGAAAUACGUUGCAAAAUUUAAUUUUCAACAAUAAGAAUAACAAGACACUUCUCAGAUUAUAUGGAAACUUUUUGGAAAAUUUUGAAUUCAAUUCAGAAUUAGCACAAUACUAUUACAAUGAAGCGUCCUCCAUUGAAGAAGAGGAAAUUAAAAAGAGAAGGAAAGCUUCAUUUGCAAAUAAUACAGUCAAUAAGAGAGGAAAUAGAAUUAUGCCACUUGUGUCAGAGGUAAAAAAUACUUAUGAAAUGUACUUGGCUCAAGAGGAACCAAAUGAAGAUGAUAUGGCAAGUGCAUUUGAAAAUCCAAAGAUUAAAAAGGAGCAAAUUUUCAAGAAUGCCAUUUCAUCACAAAGAUCAAAUACUCUCACACUAUCUAUCACUUGCAUUUACGCCCUGGUUGUUGUUGCUCUGUUUGUUGCAUCACUGGCUCUCAGUGCCUAUUAUUCAAAUAUGGUAAAAUCAGGAGUUCCUUACCUCCAACAAGUUUGUCAACCAAGUAUUUCUCCUUACUCUGUACUUAGAAACAUUAGGGCAACACAGAACUUCAUUAAUACCUUCAUGUUUUUUGAAUAUCCAUGGCCAAAUACCUAUCAAGGAUAUGAGACUCUUUCCAAAACUGAAUAUAUCAAGAAUUCCUACAAACGAUUGCAAGACAAUAUUGAUAUUUACAAGAAUCUUAUCAAAUUGAGUCAAAGUAAUUCUUUCGAUGUAGAUGUAUAUUCAGAUUAUUCUGCUAACAUUUACACUUGUAACUUUCCAAAUGAAAAUUCAAAAGAUUUGAAUUUGUAUGAUUUAGGAAGUGCAAGUCAAAAGAAUAUAUCCAUUCUUGAAUUUACAAACCACAUGAUCAAGUAUACCCAAAAUAUGAUUGACACCUUUCCAAUUAACUUGUUGACAAAUAUUUCAAGCCAUAACUAUGAUCCGUCCUAUCAAACUCUAUUGCUAAAUAUUGCAGCAACUGAUUUGUACUUUCACCCAUUGAAGAAUUACAAUUUCAUGUUCCUGUUUGCGAAUAGAGAAACUGCUUCACUGGCUUUUGAUACUUUUUGCGCCCGUUAUCUUGAUAGAUCAACAGAUGCAGUAGAUCUAACAACUCAAAAUUUGGUGUAUUAUUCAGGUGCAGUUCUAGUUGCAUUCUUUUUGAUCAGUAUUGCUUAUUUGAGUUAUAUGAUAUUUGAAAUGAGUCAUAUGACAAAAAUUGUGAAAAUAUAUGAAAAACAUUUGAGCAAAGAUGUGAUUGGAAAAAUAUUUCACUCUCUCAACAACAAAACAACUGAUACUGCCAAUAAUGCUGACAAUACUUUCUCACUUGCCAAAAUGAAAUCAAACAUUUCAACAAUUAUUUUGAUUUCGCUGAUUACCUUAUUUACAUGUGCAAGUAUUGCCAUGUUCUAUUAUGAAAGCGACUUCAAUGCCCAAACUGCUGGUAGAGUGAUGAACAAUGUAAGAUUAAGUAUUCAAGCUGCAACAUCUGUACAGAGAAUCGCAUUUAACACAGGUGAAGUAAUGACCUACUUUGUUGCAAGUGAAAUUUCAAACAAUAUUUCUCCAUUGGCAGUUAAUUUCAAAAGAAAUGUUACAUAUGGUGAUCCAAGAUUAUUCAAUACUGUUACAAAUUUCAAUGUACUCUUUGACAGAGCAACAAAUAGAUUACCAACUCUUAGUAGUAUGUGGUCAAGAUUAAUUUAUGGGGAUGCCUCUGUUGGUACCAGACCAAUUUUAGGAAUGUAUCCAGGUGUUGACUCACUUAUUAAUCAUGGCGUUUCAUCUAAUUGCUCUGACUAUUUGCAAGAAAAUAAUAUGACUCUUACAAUAGAAACAAAUAUGAUGUACUGCAUCGGUUUGGAAACACUUUUGAAUGAUUACAUGACCCUGGUUCCUCAAUUAUUGACUGACUCCAGAAAGCAAAAUUCUCUUCAAAAGGCAGCAACUCCAAAAGGUAUUCUUCUUCCAAUAGCUGAUUUAGGGAUACGGCAUAACCUUGCUAUGAGAAUGGCACUAGCAUUGAGUAACAAGUUCACAAUUUUCAUCAAGGCAUUCAUUUCCUCCUCUACAGCUCCCUCUUAUGAUGUAGUAAUAAGCUUUGCAGGUGUGGAAAUUGUUGGGUGUAUGGUUUUCUUCUUUCUGAUGUAUAUCAUCUACUCCAAUUAUUGUGGUCAAUUACAUUCACUUCGAUUAAUGUCACAAUAUAUUCCAGUUGAAGUUUUAGAGAGGAAUGAAACAUUGAGAAACUUUAUCCUCUAUAACAAUACCAAUUCAUUGAGUACAAGAAUGAAAAAGAAGGACAAAUCAUCAUCAUCUUCCGCUUCAUCCAUUUCUGAUUUGAAGAAUGUUUUCAAUUCAAGUGUUGAAGGAAGUAUUAUUUGUAAUGAGAAUCAUGAAAUUGAAUUUUUGAAUUAUUCUGCAUUGAAAAUGUUUGGAAUGAAACCAAUUGAUGUUUUGGGAACUUCAAUUUCACAAUUGGUUGAAUCAACACACCAAGAUGAACUCAACAAGUGUAUCAAGUAUAUUUUCAAAAAGAGUGGAAAAGAUUCUGAUAAGAAGGAUGAAGAUCAAGAUGAUGAAGAUGUUCAAUUGAAACAAUCCAGCAAGGAGAGUGAAGAAGGAAAUGGAAAAUGUGAAAUUGUUGAAUUAGAUUGUAUCAGAAGAAAUCAAACCAAAUUCCCUUGCAAAAUAACACUCUUCACUGUCAAAAUUCAAGGUGAAAGAGGUUCAAUGAGAAAUAUUCUGAUUGUCACAAUGAAAGAUUUAACUUCUGAAAAGAAACAAAAUGCCUUAUUGAGUGAAGAGAAACAAAAAUCGGAUAAUCUCUUGAAGAAUAUCUUACCAACAAGUGUUGCUUCAAGAUUGAAAAGUGGACAUACAUUCAUUGCUGAAAAAUUGGAUGAUAUCACUUGUUUCUUUUCAGAUAUGGUUGGAUUUACAGCCAUAAGUAGUAAUAUGCAAGCCACUGAUUUAGUAAUGAUGUUGAACUCAAUUGUGAAUGGAUUUGACAUGUUGACUGAAAAAUAUGAUUUGGAAAAGAUCAAAACAAUUGGAGAUGCCUAUUUUGCAGUGGGUGGAUUACCUGGAGCUGCAACAAGUGAUCAUCCUGAAAGAGUUUUAAAAUUUGCAAUUGAAACAUUUGGAGUGAUAAAUGAUUUCAAUUCAAAUCGACUCAAAUCUGUUGAUAAUAAUGAACAAGAGGAGGUUGUUAAGGAAACAGAUAAUGAAUUAAAGGUGAAAUCAUCCUCUCCACCACCUCAACAAAUCAAUAUUCGAGUUGGAAUUAAUACAGGAUCAGUUGUUGCUGGAGUGAUUGGAAUGAAAAAGUUUGCCUACGAUUUAUGGGGUGAUACCAUCAAUAUUGCUUCUCGAAUGGAAUCCACUUCAAAGAAUGGACGAAUUCAAAUCUCCAGAUCAACUUAUGAAAGAGUUUUCGAUUUGGGAUAUGAUUUUGAAGAGAGAGAAGUUGAUGUGAAAGGAAAGGGAAUUGUCAAGACCUAUUUGCUCAAUGACAAACAUCACAGACACUUGAAAAACAAUCCACUCCUCUACUCAAACAAUAGAAGUGUUUCCAACCUCUUUGCCAAUACCCAAUAA